Messenger RNA from Fibroporia radiculosa, 780 nucleotides. RefSeq lists its product as uncharacterized. NCBI's taxonomy places the organism in Eukaryota, Fungi, Basidiomycota, Agaricomycetes, Polyporales, Fibroporiaceae. The record is from RefSeq and is a predicted model, not a curated record. Gene Ontology annotation, biological process: GDP-mannose biosynthetic process; mannose metabolic process; protein N-linked glycosylation. The transcript has 7 exons. Gene Ontology annotation, molecular function: phosphomannomutase activity. Gene Ontology annotation, cellular component: cytosol. The coding region runs from base 1 to 780 and encodes 259 amino acids.
AUGGCGUCAGCAGCGUUCUCUGAUCGCCCACUGAAAAAGUUGAUUCUGUUCGAUGUUGAUGAAACUCUGACCCCGGCUCGACAAGUAGUAUCGCUUGAGAUGGUAGAAUUACUGCGCGCAUUGCGCAAAAAGGUUGUUAUUGGGGUAGUUGGUGGAUCGGACCUUGUCAAGAUCUCUGAGCAAUUGGCUGUGCCGGGGUCCACAGUCAUACAGGAAUUUGAUUACGUUUUUGCGGAGAAUGGCUUAACCGCAUAUAAGCUACAGAAGGUCCUGCCAUCCCAGUCGUUCAUCAAGUUUGUAGGCGAAGAGCGCUACAAAGUACUGGCAAACUUCAUUUUGCAUUAUAUUGCUGACCUUGAUAUCCCGAUCAAACGGCAAGUUGGGACAUUCAUUGAAUUCCGUAAUGGAAUGGUCAACGUGAGCCCUAUAGGCAGGAAUGCAACAAUUCAAGAACGUCAUGAAUUCGAGCAGUACGACAAGGAACAUGGCGUCCGGGCUGCUUUUGUGACAAUUCUCCGGGAGAAAUUUGCAGACUACGGCCUCACAUAUUCGAUUGGUGGGAAGAUAUCCUUCGAUAUAUUUCCGAAUGGGUGGGAUAAAACGUAUUGUCUGCGUCACGUCGAAGACGAGCAAUUUGAGGAAAUACACUUUUUUGGGGACAAGACGUACAAGGGCGGCAAUGAUUAUGAGCUAUAUUCUGAUCCGCGGACCAUCGGUCAUUCGGUUUCCAAUCCCGCGCACACUAUGCAGUUAUUGAAGGAGUUCCUGCAGGAUUUGUAG